AUGACAUUCGCCGUUGUUGGCAUAUUGGGCCAUUUCAGCAAGACAUUGCUUUUGUUUUUUAUUCCCCAAAUAUUAAACUUUUUGUACUCGCUGCCUCAGCUGUUCCGUAUCGUCCCUUGUCCGAGACAUCGGUUGCCAAGGUAUGUUGUUUUCAGUUUCAUCUUCUGUAAAAUCCGUGCAAUUGCAAUCAGCCCAUUGAAACAGGUGGAAACUCAUCGAGGACUAGUGUUAUCAUGCGAGAACUUGCGAGUUAAACGAACAAACUUCCAUGUUGUAAGUUAUAUUCUCCUUACGGUGGUUCCAAUUCGCUUUCAUCUACAUGAUAUCUGGUGA
Messenger RNA from Soboliphyme baturini, 333 nucleotides. The record is from the annotation of a GenBank genome assembly. Lineage: Eukaryota; Metazoa; Nematoda; Enoplea; Dioctophymatida; Soboliphymatidae.